Molecule: messenger RNA, 1269 nt
Organism: Linum trigynum
Lineage: Eukaryota; Viridiplantae; Streptophyta; Magnoliopsida; Malpighiales; Linaceae
Source: the annotation of a GenBank genome assembly
AUGGUGGUAUGGGUUCAGCUUCCAGCCUAUCCGAUUCAUCUCUAUCAUCAAGAGAUCCUGUUCUCAUUAGGGAACAUGAUAGGACGUGCUAUCAAGCUGGACUUUCACACACAGCACCAACAGAGGGUGAAAUUUGCCCGGAUGGCCGUCGAGCUUGACUUGUCUAAACCUCUGGUUACUCGUAUUCGGCUAGAUGGCAAAUGGCAGUACAUAGAGUAUGAAAACCUGCCAAAGGUUUGUUUCGAAUGUGGAAGGAUAGGGCACGCAACGACGGCCUGCCCAUCUCUGUGCGAACCUAUGCUGUCGAUUGUGGCCGGAGCCGAUACCUUGUCGCCGGAGAAAGGGUCGGAAGAGUCGUCGGAGGAAAAAGCGGGUUUCGGCCCGUGGAUGCAGGUCACACGGCGAUCAAGGCGAGGAAACCGGCCGCAAGAGAAGGGAAAAUCGGACGGAAAUCAGGGGGAGCUCAUAUCUGGGGGGAAAAUGGAGAAAGGAAAAGUUGAGAAAGGAAAGUCUGAGUCGAAAUAUGAGGAAGGCGCUAGCGGAUCUAAAGGGGGAAACAAAGAUUCGCAGGACCAACGGUUGGAUAUUCACAAACAAAGCAAGUCAGAUAAAGGAAAGGCUUCAGGGGGAUCGCCUCCAAAAGGGAAAGAAAAGGUGGGGAAAACCUCGGCAGAAAUAGGAAUAGGGGGGAGGGGUGUUUUGGGGCCCAUACCUCCUAAGCAAAAGGCCUUGAGUGUGCGGCCCAACAGGCCUGAGUUGGAACAGGAAAGGAAGCAGGAGUUGGGCCCGGUUGGAUCAGACAAAGCAGGCGGACCGAAACCCAACAAGACUAAUAUGAAUUUACAGAUUGGGCCUGGUCCUUCUAACUCAGGCCCCCCACCAACCCAAAUCAUCACGGGCCCAAACAGCACUUCGAUCCAAAUCGUCUCCGUCCAGAGCCUUGAGAGUCAGCAAGCGGGUGAACAGAGGGAGGGUGCUCCUUCGGCGGUUCAGCGAAUCAAAAACCAGCGAGCUCACAAGAAGAAGAAGGACAAGUCUCCGCGGAAGAAUCCAGUGAUGAUCACAACCAAGGCUCUGCAAGUCUGGACGCCGGUGAAGGACAAGAAGAGCAAAGCCAGAGCUCGAUUAGCCUCUCUUACUCUGCAGGAGAUAGAAGCUUGGACGGAAGCGGCGAAGGCGGGCACAACGGAGAUAAACCCGCCCAAAGCUCUGGAGACAGAGAAUAGGGUGGAGUUGGAACCUGCGUCGGAGGCUGCUGUCUCGCCCUGA